AUGGAGUUUGCAGGAAUUGCCGUCGCCACAACAAACGAUGCAUACUCCCCGCCUCGACCCACCAACAGGGAGGCCGUCUCACUAGAGGAUUUAAGUACCCAGAGAACCUAUCUGGGAGAGAAUACAUUCUUAGCUCACGAGGCAGAAAGUCAACCUACCGUUCCACAAGGCCUUGUGCCAGCACUGACGCCCCUCCAUGAGUCGGUCUUGCGACUUACGGAAGCCACAAGUCUGCCUAAACCGCCACUACUCAAGGCGUUGACAGAGUCUUACUUUGAACAUGUUUUCCCUCGGUAUCCUGUUGCUGAACCAGCAGAUAUCGCGAACAGCAAAUCCAGCCUUCUGAAGCAGGCUGUUUGCUUUGCAGGCAGCCUUAUGCGGCAUUCCGACAACCCACGGCAUCUGGCUGUCACUCAAUCCUUCUAUGAGAAGACCAAACUAAUGAUCCUCCUCAACUAUUCAUCUAAUCCUAUCGAUACUCUUGCUGCGAUGUGUUUGAUGAUCUGUUGGAGUGCGAACCCUUCAGACUCGUUGAGUCUUGAUGGUCCUUGGCAUUGGACGGGUGUCGCUAUCCGUCUAGCACUACAAAUGGGGCUUCACAAGGAGGCUACGUAUAUCAAUCAACCACAUGGAUCACGCCUUCGACGAAUAUGGUGGAUUUUGUUGAAUGCAGACCGAUUACAAUCGGUUUGUUUUGGACGCCCUUUGGCGGUUAGGGCUUCAGAUACGAACACUCAGCUGCCUCAACUUUCCGAUUUCGCUGAGGAUAACAUAUCUAGCAAGGUCUUUGUUCAUUAUGCUACGUUGAUCGAAAUUGUGGGAGGAAUUGCAAAUUUCGAAAUACAAGGCCGGAAAGCGUCAAACCCCGAACGAGAACAAAUUUACUGUUCGCUGUGUGACUGGAUUAAGAAUCUGCCGGAUAGCAUUCGUCUAUUCGACACGAAAGGGGCGCGCCAACAAUAUCAUGCAUCUGUUGUUGAACUUCACAUACUCUUCUUUACAGCCAUUAUUCUCUUGGACGCCCAUCGAAUGAGAGUGGAAAACAAGUGGUAUAUGUCCACUCCUUCGGUCAUCGCAGCUUCUUGUGGUGCCAGGCUCAUGGAAGAAGUUGAGUGCCACGAGGACAUCGCAUCUAUGAGUUCUCCGACUGUUUUCUACAUCAUGGUUAUCAGCGUGCCACUGCUGUACCAUCGAGUGUCAUCUGAAGAGAAAGAAGAGAUCCGUCGAGCCGAAGUUCAAAUCUUAUACUCCAAUCUCGAGCUGCUGAGCGCAAGAUAUAGUUCCGCCAUUUUGGCGCGGCGAUAUCUCGACAAAAUUAGCGAUGAGUGCAGAAAGAGUCGCGCUGAAGUGCAAGAAGAACUUGAAACACACCAAGUAACCAUAUCUGAACAUAAUGCGAGCCAGUCAUCAUGGGCUACUGGGGACUUAUUCCCAUUUCCCAGCAACUUCUGUCCCAAUAUGGAACUUGUGGACUUCGAUAUCAACGACCAAACGAAUGGUGCCUUGGAAUUCUUCCCUGUCAGCAACGACCCCCUUCAUUGGGCUUUCAAUGACCCGCCUGCAUUUCUGGACUUCUUCCAGAUAGAUGACAUGACAGAGACAUUAAGUACGGCUAUCCCUUUCGAUCCAGCUUCAAGUACCUUCUCGUGA
Messenger RNA from Exophiala mesophila, 1650 nucleotides. RefSeq lists its product as uncharacterized. Bases 1 to 1650 code for a protein of 549 amino acids. The transcript is spliced from 3 exons. NCBI's taxonomy places the organism in Eukaryota, Fungi, Ascomycota, Eurotiomycetes, Chaetothyriales, Herpotrichiellaceae. The record is from RefSeq and is a predicted model, not a curated record. Gene Ontology annotation, molecular function: DNA binding; zinc ion binding. Gene Ontology annotation, biological process: DNA-templated transcription.